AUGAUUAGUACCCGCGAUUUAGCAUUACAAAUAUAUGUGAAAGAGAAAUCAUGUGAUGCACACGAUAUAGCCUAUGCUGAUGAAACAAAACUGCACAUCAAAUUCUACGAUCAAAUUUGGUCGCCAGAAGAUCUGAAUCCAGACCGUCUGACAAGUGAAAUAAGUAAAAUGUUUAUUUACAACGAAACUGAAACAAAGCGACACAGCUAUUCGGUUAACUAUUUUGAUUUAAACAAGACACAUGCACAGACAGCCAAUGUCGCUUCCAGUGUUGCAGCCAGCGUAGCUAUCAACAUCCUAUGGGGCGCUGGCAGUGGAAACGGAGCCGGUUCAUCGUCUAGUUCUUCAUCCAGUUCAUCGUUGGACAAUCUGGCAACAACAUCACAAUCCAUAUUUUUGGCCACCGACAUUCAAUACAUGCUCAGCCAAGAAUCAGUUGAGACCGAAUGGGCAGGCGAAAAGUUUAAACUAAAGUCAUUUGGCGUCUCAACAAAAUUGACGUCUAUCGAUUGA
This is a messenger RNA of Didymodactylos carnosus, 513 nucleotides long. NCBI's taxonomy places the organism in Eukaryota, Metazoa, Rotifera, Eurotatoria, Philodinida, Philodinidae. The record is from the annotation of a GenBank genome assembly.